Messenger RNA from Pseudomyrmex gracilis, 2224 nucleotides. Its product is annotated as cytochrome P450 9e2-like. Gene Ontology annotation, molecular function: iron ion binding; oxidoreductase activity, acting on paired donors, with incorporation or reduction of molecular oxygen; heme binding. The transcript has 2 exons. The record is from RefSeq and is a predicted model, not a curated record. Lineage: Eukaryota; Metazoa; Arthropoda; Insecta; Hymenoptera; Formicidae. Bases 155 to 1693 code for a protein of 512 amino acids.
GCUACGAUAGCAGUUCGUCGUUGCAUUCUGACGAGUGUAAUAGAAAGUCAUCGGUGCUGUGCCGUGGGCACGUAUAUUUACGAAGACCGGUUUUAUUAACGCUUGCGCGUUAUCGUUUUGCGGGUACUUAUCGUACGAUAAAACGUUAUCAGCGAUGAUAUACGUACUCGCGAUUUUGGCACUAACAAUCGGUAUCUAUUAUUACUUUUUCAAAGACUUCAAUUACUUUAAAAAGCAUGGGAUACCGUACAUUCAACCUCUUCCCGUGGUGGGAAAUAUGGGAUCGCUGUUUCUCCGUCGUAAAGCACUAAGUGACUUCGUGCAAUGGAUGUACGACAUACAUCCCGAUGCCAAGUACGUCGGCGUGUACGAUUUAACCAGACCGCUUAUUGUGAUUCGCGAUAUUGAGCUCAUCAAAUCCGUCACGUUGAAACAUUUUGACACAUUUAUGGAUCACAUUGAAUUCAUCAACGAAACGUUAGAUCCCUUUUUCGGCAAAAAUCUCAUUGCUCUUCGCGGUGAGAGGUGGCGCGAAGUGCGAUCCGUACUGAGUCCGGCCUUCACGUCCAGCAAAAUGAAAAACAUGUUCAAGCUGAUGUCGGAGUGCGGCAUCGACUUCUGCGAUUAUCUGCGGCAAACAUCACCGGAAAAUAGAAUGACGGAUAUGAAGGAUAUUUUCACGAGAUAUACCAAUGACGUAAUUGCCACGUGCGCAUUUGGCAUCAGAGUUGACUCAAUGAGAAAUCCGAAUAACGACUUCUACGUGUACGGUAAAGAAGCGACCACUUUCAGCUUUAUUACGUUUUUGAAGUUCUACUUACACAGAAGUUUACCUUGGUUAGGACGAAUAAUAUCGUUGACACUUGUUCGUGAUAAAGUAGCGAAUUUCUUUCGUUCUGUUGUAAAAGACACAGUUAAAACGAGAGAUGCAAACGGUAUCGUUAGGCCGGAUAUGUUGCAGUUAAUGAUGGACACCAGAAAUAAAGAUAGCAAGACGGAACUGACUAUCGACGAUAUGGUGGCGCAGGCGUUUAUCUUCUUUUUUGGUGGCUUCGAGAGCACUUCUGGAAUCAUGUGCUUCGUCGCAUACGAGAUUGCAGUGAAUCAAGAUGUACGAGAAAAACUUCAAAGCGAGAUUGAUCAGGUUUUGGAAGAAACAAACGGAGAAGCGUCUUACGAAGCGAUCAACUCUAUGGAGUAUUUGGACGCUGUGGUCAACGAAACACUUAGAAAAUAUCCCAUCGCUGGACUAAUGGAUAGACUAUGUGCCGAAGAUUUUGAGCUGCCCUCGACAUUGCCGGGAGUGAAGCCGUAUACUGUGAGAAAAGGACAAGGCGUGUGGAUACCGGUUUAUGCGAUUCAUCAUGAUCCUAAAUAUUUCGAAGAACCAAGCAAGUUCAACCCUGAACGUUUUCUUGGCGAACGAAANAAAGAAAGUCUCAAUAGCGGAGCUUAUUUUCCUUUCGGACUGGGACCCAGAAUGUGCAUAGGUAACAGAUUCGCGUUGUUGGAGACAAAAGUUUUAUUCUUUCAUCUGCUGGCACGUUGCGACCUGAAACCUUGCGAGAAAACAUCGAUACCGCUAAAGAUGUCUACACAUGCUCCUAAUAUACAAGCCGAAGGAGGCAUCUGGCUGAAUGUGGCACCAAGGGAAACGCCACACCGCACUAUUUCUGAGAAAACUACUUCAUGAAAUUUGCUGCCGGAGUGUUUCAAGAAGAACAUUCAUUUUAUAGCGCAGUGCUGUUAUAAAGAUGUCAAGAAAUAUAAAUUCGCUCAGAGACAGUGUUAGUUACAUGUAUAAGAUGCAAGUAAAAAUAUAUGACAUAUAUAUAGACAUAAACCUAUUUUUUCAACUAAACUAAACUAACUGUAACUAAAAGUGUUUUUUUGUUUUAUUCUCUCCCCUCGUUAUUACAAUUUUACAUAUGUACGUAUGUCUGAAAAAUUCUGACCAAGUGGAAGAGUGAAAGUAGAUUGAGUCAAUUUGAACGGAAAUGUCAGUUACCAUUUUGCAAAAUUCGCAAUAUUUAUUGUAUAUAAGUAAUUAAUAAACAAUAACUUUAAUGAGCGCGUGAAAAGCGAGUAUUGUGUAGGCGUGUACGAAUUUCAAGUGUAACGAAAGACGGCUUUGCAACCUCUUCUGUUCAAGUUGACUCAGAUUUUUAUUUUUCACUGAAUUAAUAUUAUAUUACUGGAUUAAUUUGUAAAAUAUAAAAAAGUA